GGUCUCCUCCGGACCCACUGGGAUACUGGUCGACCACUGCAUCAGCGUAUGUACGGCGUCGAGCACUCAGGGUCCUGGUUCUCUGCGCACAUAUAUUUGCCAUACCAUCCUUCUGAGCUGAACGUGAAGGUUGCUCUGCACUGGCUCAAAUAGCCUAAGCCACGACGUCCAGCGUCUCUUCAUAAUCACGCGGUUAGCCUGUUCUGAUCGCCAAUCCGCAUCCAUACGAUAUUUGCAAUCAUGGAGUCAAUUGAUUAUCCAAGAAAGAUCGAACAUCUGCCCAACGAACUCCUCAUCUCCAUCCUCGCGCAGUUUCCAACCCGCUUUCUCCUCUCUGUCGGCGCUGUUAGCAGGCACUUCCACUCGGUAGCACUUUGCAUCCUAAGGCAGCGCCUGAACCGUGCCUCCUCGCUCCCCGGCUACCGUAUGAUGCUUGAGUGUUAUCACCCAGUCGAGAAGCUUUACACGCCGUACCUUUACUGCGACCACCUCUAUACCGACAGUCUCGAGGGCCUAGAAGCCGCAUCCGAUUCUGACACUGACAGCGCAUCCUCUUUGUGUGGCCUGAGAGACGUCUACUCGCAUUUCCGGCCGCUUGAGCCCAACGAGACCCGGCGAGAAAGGACAAGAACCGGGGGCCGAUAUCCUUGGCGAGGUCGCCGCCGUGGAAGCAGCAGCGCCGGCUACGGCAGGGAGGAUGGAACAUUGCCGCAGCCCCCUCAUAUUGACAUCUACCUCGACAUCGGCGAGCUCUUCUCUCAACUCUGCACCACCACCAACAUCGUCCGGGUCGGCCCCAGACCGGGGCUGUUUCUCAGCCACGUGAACGUGAGCGACGAUGUGGUUCGCGUGUGGCGGGACUGGCUCGCUGAGCAGGCCGCAAUUGGUCAGGCGGAGUGUGAGGGCGCAGUCCUGUGGGUCGACUCGACUCACGACGUUGGACUCAAGUUGCGUGUCGCUGAGAAAGAUAUCCAAGACGAGCACCCCGUGUUAGUGGCCAAUGAUGAGGAGCUGCCGGUGGCGUACCGCCUUACCUUUGAGGAAUUGCUGGUACGGACUGGCAAACUGCUCCUCAUGCUUGAGAAGGGGGAGGCGCAAGAGGCAACACCUGGGGAAGGUAAAGCUCUUGUCGUCUUGCCAUUCUGAUGUCUUGAGGGUUCUAUGUGCCCCGGCGUGAUGGAAGAGAAACAAAAGCAAGACGCAUUGCUGGCCCAUAGGUUUCGCAUGAUCACCCCGAGACCAGCAUAUCGAGAUUGAAACAUUGUGGUUUGGAUCUUGUUUUGCGUCGUUCAUGAGGCCCAUUUAGCCGCGAAGACGACCGUCGAUCGGAUUUGUUGUCCUAGAAAUAUUCUCGGCAUGUGACUCGGAUAUGUCGUUCAUCGUCGAUCGAAAUGACUGGUGCUCAGGGCAAUGAUCAAUUCUGCUCAGCCAUCCGUGUGCCGUUUAUGGGACAAACUACGAAGUGACCGCCUUGUAGUGCUCUCAUUCCCGCGAUGCUCGCGUACUAUACGCCCCUACAAGGCCCCCGGAAGGAAAGCAAGUUGAAGCAAUCCAGCUUGAUGAGAGUACCUAAG
Molecule: messenger RNA, 1574 nt
Organism: Canariomyces notabilis
Lineage: Eukaryota; Fungi; Ascomycota; Sordariomycetes; Sordariales; Chaetomiaceae
Exons: 3
Coding region: 241-1146 (301 amino acids)
Molecular function (GO): protein binding
Source: RefSeq, a predicted model, not a curated record